Panicum virgatum (switchgrass) is the source of this 727-nucleotide messenger RNA. RefSeq names its product probable glucuronosyltransferase Os01g0157700. Lineage: Eukaryota; Viridiplantae; Streptophyta; Magnoliopsida; Poales; Poaceae. Gene Ontology annotation, cellular component: Golgi membrane. The record is from RefSeq and is a predicted model, not a curated record. The transcript is spliced from 4 exons. Bases 1 to 594 code for a protein of 197 amino acids. Gene Ontology annotation, biological process: glucuronoxylan biosynthetic process; plant-type secondary cell wall biogenesis. Gene Ontology annotation, molecular function: galactosylgalactosylxylosylprotein 3-beta-glucuronosyltransferase activity; xylosyltransferase activity.
AUGCGGUCGGAGAUGGCGCUUUGCAAAUGCAGGAUAGCAAGGUCGCUGGACAUGUACCCGGUGGAGGGGCGCUGGAGACCAGGCUACAGCACUGCACAGGAUCUUCAUGAUGGUAGCAUUGAUGCUAACAAGACAUUGCCAGACUUUGCAAAUGAUGUGUAUGUGCAAUCUUCGUCCAUGGCUGCUCAAUUGAUCCAAAGUGGAUAUGCUAAUACCGAUUCAAGCACUAAUGGAACAAAAAGAACCUCCACCUCCCUGGACGCGGCAGAUACCAGCACAAACAGGAACUCAAGCUCUGAACCUCUGAAAAUAAACAUCUCUGGAAUUGGGUUCAGGAGCUCAAUCCUAUGGGAUUCAGGAAGAUCACUCGUCAGGAGAAACUCAUCAGCAGGCGCUACUCAGGAUCUCAUCCAGAUUGUACAUCAAAUGGCCGUGGAAGGUGAAAACAAGCUUAAGGGCGUCACUUCUGACUGUUCUGAGUCUCAGAUAAUGUUGUGGCACCUAGACAUGCCAAGAUUUACUCUAAUACCUGAAGAACAGGAGACUCAGCAGCAGCAGCAGAGUCUAGUGGUGACUGGUGAGAGACGAAGAUAAACCCACGACAUGAGAUUGUUAGUCGUGGAAGAAGCAUGCUGCGAUGUAAUUAUCAAGAUAGAAUUGGCAAACAAUACCUUCAUCACGUAUAGCAGUUACUUCACAGAUGUGGGCACAACUGAGCCUUGAGUUU